UUCCGAGUGGAGUCUUUGCUGCUUUCUGCAUCGGUGAGCACCAGAGAGAACUCCGCGCAGGUUUGUGCGUGUAUGUGUGUGUGUGUGAAUGAGAGAAAAAGCAAUAGAGAGAGAGAGAGCUGUAUGAGAGUGCUGGCGGAUGGAGAGGAAGAUCAGGAUGGUGUGCUCGAGAUGCACCCCGCUCCUCUGGAUCUUCAGCAUCAGCAUCAGCACCAGCGCUGCUCCUCCAUCCUCCCCGAAAUGUGAUGAAGCCCUAGCCACGACCCUUACCCAUAGUGCCUUCAGCAGCUCAUCUGGCUAUGCUCCUGAGUACGCCAAACUGCACAGGAGGGGAGGUGCUGGAGGCUGGUCUCCUCUCGACACCGAUCAUUACCCGUGGCUGCAGGUGGAUCUGGGCAGCAGGAAGCAGGUGACUGCUGUUGCCACUCAGGGUCGAUACAGCAGCUCAGACUGGACCACACGCUACAGACUGCUCUACAGUGACACGGGCAGGAACUGGAAACCCUACCAUCAGGAUGGAAACAUCUGGACAUUUACAGGAAACUCAAACACAGAGAGUGUGGUGCGCCACAAUCUUCAGUACACCGUCGUGGCCCGGUUUCUGUGCUUUGUCCCUCUCGGCUGGAGUGAAGAGGGUCAAAUAGGCUUGAGGAUAGAAAUCUAUGGAUGUCCAUACUGGGCCGAUGUAAUUAACUUUGACGGCCAGGGCGUGAUCUCGUACCGUUUUAAGAUGAAAAAGAUGAAGAUCCUGAAGGACGUAAUAGCUCUGAAGUUCAAAACGGGAGAGAGCGAUGGGGUGAUCCUGCAUGGUGAGGGUCAGCAGGGUGAUUACAUCACGCUGGAGCUAAGACAAGGCAGACUGCUGCUCCAGAUAAACCUGGGCAGUAACCAGUACGGCUCCAUCCUGGGCCACACGUUGGCUAGCAGUGGAAGCUUGCUGGACGAUUAUCACUGGCAUUCGGUUGUGAUUGAACGCUACAGGAGAAACAUCAACUUCACCCUGGAUCAGCACACGCAGCAUUUUCGCACCAAUGGAGAGUUUGACCACCUCGAUCUCGACUAUGAGUUAAGUUUUGGAGGGAUGCCGUACUCGGGCAAACUCAUCUCAGGAGGCUGGAGGAAUUUUAAAGGCUGCAUGGAGAGCAUCAACUAUAACGGUGAAAACAUCACAGACCUGGCCAGAAGAAAGAAAGUUGACACGUCCAGUUUUCGUAAUUUGACAUUCUCCUGUGUGGCAUCUCACACCUUCCCGGUUUCCUUCAACGGCACAAGUUUCCUGCAGCUGCCUGGGAGAAGGGAGCACAACAUGGUGUCUGUGAGUUUUCAGUUUCGCACAUGGAACGCGAACGGCCUCCUCCUGUUCAGCGCGCUGGCUGGCGGCAUGCUCGAGCUCACGCUGAGAGAUGGCAAAGUGGUGGCGCACAUCAGCAUCAUGCAGCAGAAGAACUCACAUGUGGACAUGAUGUCAGGUUCAGAGCUGAAUGAUGGACAAUGGCACGAUGUUCGUUUCAUGGCUAAGGAAAACUUCGCCAUGCUGACCAUCGAUGGAGACGAGGCUUCGGCAGUAAAAACAAAUACACCCUUUGAGUUCACAACUGAAGGAACAUAUUACUUCGGUGGUGAGUACAACUACACUUCCAAACCAAUAACAUCUCCAUCACAGCGCUCAUUUCAGGGGUGUCUGCAGCUCAUCCAGCUGGAUGAUCAGGUGGCCAACCUGGUAGCAGUGGAGCGGGGCAUGCUGGGAGCUUUUGAUAAUGUCAGUUUGGACAUGUGUACCAUCAUGGACAGGUGCCUGCCUAAUUACUGUGAGCAUGGAGGAAGGUGCACUCAGACCUGGGACAUGUUCAGCUGCUCUUGUGAUGGCACUGGGUAUACUGGAGCCACCUGUCACAUGCCUCUGUAUGAACAGUCAUGUGAAGCUUAUAAGCACCUGGGAAAAUAUUCCGAUGUCUACUGGAUCGAUCCUGAUGGCAGCGGACCUCUAGGACCCUUCAAAGUCUUUUGCAAUAUGACAGAGGACAAGGUUUGGACGAUGGUGACGAACAACCUGCCGACUCAGACAUCCGUAUUGGGUUCGAGCAGGGAGAGACGCACGGUGCUACAGCUGAACUACAGCGCCACCAUGGAGCAGAUCAGCGCCGUUACUGAUGCUGCAGAUCACUGCGAGCAGCACAUCACCUACACCUGCCGUUUAUCACGUCUACUCAACACUCCAGAUGGGACUCCAUACACAUGGUGGGUUGGCAAAGGGAAUGAGAAACACUUUUAUUGGGGCGGCUCUGGGCCAGGGGUCCAGAAAUGUUCCUGUGGCAUUGAGCGCAACUGCAUCAACCCCAAACACCAGUGCAACUGCGAUGCGGAUCAGAAACAGUGGAGAGAGGAUUCAGGCCUACUGGUGUAUAAAGACCACUUACCUGUAAGCAAGGUGGCUGUAGGGGAUACAAAUCGACCUGGCUCAGAAGCCAAGCUCACAGUAGGACCACUGCACUGUCAUGGAGACCGUAAUUAUUGGAAUGCAGCUUCCUUUAACACACCAACCUCCUACCUACACUUCCCCACUUUCCAUGCUGAAACGAGUGCUGACAUCUCCUUUUACUUCAAGACCUCUGCACCUCACGGGGUUUUCCUGGAGAACCUCGGCAAUACAGACUUCAUCCGGCUGGAACUGAAAUCACCCAACAUUGUUACUUUCUCCUUUGAUGUUGGCAACGGGCCGGUGGAGCUGAAUGUUCAUUCACCAGCACCACUAAAUGAUGAUCAGUGGCAUCGAGUCAGUGCCGAGAGAAUUGUCAAAGAGGCUGUGCUUCAGCUGGAUCAGCACUACAGACAGGUUCGAGCUGCACCUGCACAGGGACACACACGCCUGGAGCUCUACAGCCAGCUGUAUGUGGGUGCAGCAGGCGGACAGAGAGGUUUUCUCGGAUGCAUCCGAUCCCUAAAGAUGAACGGUGUGACCCUAGACCUUGAAGAAAGAGCAAAGGUCACUCCCGGAAUUAAACCCGGAUGUUCGGGUCACUGCACCAGUUUCGGGAUGUACUGUCGCAAUGGAGGGAAGUGUGUCGAGAAAUACAACGGCUACUCGUGCGACUGCAGCAACACGGCUUAUGACGGACCCUUCUGCACUAAAGAUAUAGGAGCUUACUUUGAGGCAGGGACGCUGGUUCGUUAUAACAUGAUGUCCUCGCUGUCCAGUGUGGGGGCAAAAGAUCUCAUCCAGUCUCCACCCACUGGCACGAACCUUACCCGAGAGGAUGCAACCUUCAGCUUCAGCACGUCCAGCACUCCCAGCAUCCUCCUGUACAUCAGCUCUAGUAGCCUUGACUACAUGGCUGUGGUGCUGCAACGCAACGGGUCUUUACAACUCCGUUAUAACCUCGGCGGUCUGCUUGAGCCCUUUACUGUUGAUCUGGAUCAGCACAAUUUGGCCAACGGACAACCACACAGCCUCAACAUCACUAGAAGAGAAAGAGAAAUCCACGUCCAACUGGACCACUACCCUUCUGUCAUCUACACUCUCCCUGAAGCCUCAGAUACUCAUUUCAACCUGGUCAAGACUCUUUUCCUAGGAAAAGUCCUGGAAACCGGUCCAAUUGACCCAGUCUUGAUAGAGAAGUAUAAUACUCCUGGUUUUGUAGGCUGCCUCUCUCGAGUACAAUUUAACAGCAUCGCUCCUUUGAAGGAGGCUCUUCGUACACAACCGUCUGCAUCCGUUUCGCAUCAGGGCAAACUGGUUGAGUCCAACUGCGGUUCGUCCCCCCUCACUGUCUCACCAAUGUCCACUAAAACUGACCCCUGGCACCUGGAUGAAAGUUCCGAUUUCCCCUUCAACGAGGAGAGAGUCAUACCUGAUGGUUUGCACAGGAAUUCGACAAUAAUCGGAGGCAUCAUUGCCGUAGUGAUCUUCACCAUUCUGUGCACUCUGGUGUUCCUGAUUCGCUACAUGUUCCGCCACAAGGGAACGUACCACACCAACGAGUCCAAAGGGGCGGAGCACUCUGAGUCGGCCAAUACAGCCAUCAUCAGCGCGGAGCCAAAUUUCACAGAAACGAUUGAUGAAAACAAGAAGGAGUGGUUCAUCUAAUAUAGAUACUGCAUACUUUCUUUCAGACUCAUUGAGGAUCAGAACAAAAUGUAACAUGCUGUACUGAUACAAGUAUAUGAUGAUGGGGUGAAGAUUUAUGUCUGUUUUUGCAAUGGCCCAGACUGUACAAAUUGUAGAUGAAUAAUAAGUGACUUAGUGGGACAGGCAGCCAUAGCAGGUCCAAGAAAGCAGGAAUUGCACCAAUGGGAACAAAUGUGUGCCUAUAAUCUCUGGUUCUUAUUCUAGACUUUUCUAAAGGCACAGCAGUGCACAACCACUUGCUGAGAGAUCACAUGACGGAUGCUCCAAGAUACUCUGUAAAUGUGGAGCAGGGGUACAAUCUGGGAGGGUUCGCUUUUUCUGCAUUUUUUUUUAUGGUGUAUUUUAUAUCAUGCACUGUUUUAAUCAGGGACAACUAAGUGGCUUUGUUAAUUUUGUUCUUAAUUUGACACAAUUGGCCACUAUCAGACCAUUCUAAAUUACUAAAACAAAAUGCUGUAGCCAUGGACAUUGAUUGCACUUCUGUGUAUAUAAUGAAUACAUAUAAUGAGCUGAAA
Molecule: messenger RNA, 4641 nt
Organism: Clarias gariepinus (North African catfish)
Lineage: Eukaryota; Metazoa; Chordata; Actinopteri; Siluriformes; Clariidae
Product: contactin-associated protein-like 2
Exons: 24
Coding region: 140-4084 (1314 amino acids)
Source: RefSeq, a predicted model, not a curated record